AUGGGGAGGGUGCAUUAUUUGGCUAUGAAGACUGAUCCAGUUGCGGCCGCCGAGUUGAUGAACUCUGAUUUCAAUGAGCUUGAGAUUGCGGCCAAGAGAUUCAUUAGGGAUGCUACUAGGCUCGGUGGGAUCGGUCUUGGGACUAGUAUUCUCAAAUGGCUUGCUUCCUGUGCUGCCGUAUACUUGUUGGUAUUGGAUCGAACAAACUGGAGAACAAAUAUGCUCACUUCGCUCCUAAUCCCUUACAUUUUCUUUAGUCUUCCUUGGGGAAUCUUCAACUUACUGAGAGGCGAGGUUGGAAGCUGGAUCGCUUUUGUUGCAGUUGUAUUAAGGCUUUUCUUCCCAAGGCAAUUCCCAGAUUGGCUGGAGAUGCCUGGUUCUCUGAUCCUUCUUCUGGUUGUGGCUCCCAACUUCUUUGCAGAAACCUUGAAGGAAAGCUGGGUUGGUAUCCUGAUAUGUCUGCUCAUUGGAUGUUACCUGCUGCAAGAGCACAUCAGAUCAUCAGGUGGAUUCAGAAAUUCAUUCACGCAAAGCCAUGGAAUAUCAAACACUCUCGGUAUUAUCCUUCUCUUGGUCUAUCCUGUGUGGGCAUUGGUCAUCCAUUUCGUUUAAGCAUUUGUAGCAAAUAUUUUCUGCAAUCAAUAGUCUCUUUGAAGACAUUGGA
Molecule: messenger RNA, 664 nt
Organism: Argentina anserina (silverweed cinquefoil)
Lineage: Eukaryota; Viridiplantae; Streptophyta; Magnoliopsida; Rosales; Rosaceae
Product: cold-regulated 413 plasma membrane protein 2-like
Exons: 4
Coding region: 1-612 (203 amino acids)
Cellular component (GO): membrane
Source: RefSeq, a predicted model, not a curated record